Messenger RNA from Colletotrichum higginsianum IMI 349063, 1062 nucleotides. RefSeq names its product Duf833 domain protein. Lineage: Eukaryota; Fungi; Ascomycota; Sordariomycetes; Glomerellales; Glomerellaceae. Gene Ontology annotation, biological process: Golgi organization; protein secretion. The coding region runs from base 1 to 1062 and encodes 353 amino acids. The transcript has a single exon. The record is from RefSeq and is a predicted model, not a curated record. Gene Ontology annotation, cellular component: Golgi apparatus.
AUGUGUAUCGUCCUCCUUACCACCGCCCACCCCGACUACGCUCUCAUUGUCAUCGACAAUCGAGACGAGUUCAUCCUACGCCCGACAUCUCGCCCGCACUGGUGGUCACACCCGUCCGGCGCCUCCGUCCUCUCCGCCCGCGACCUCCAAAGAGCGGAGAAGGGGACAUGGCUCGGCAUUACCAAGACAGGACAACUAGCCGUGCUCACCAACUACCGCGAAACCAACACGCAGGAUGUGACCCAUCCAAUCCACGCGGCUCGCAGCCGCGGCGGCAUGGUCACGACCUGGCUAGGAUCCGACCCCACCGAGCCCGCAUCGGAAUCGGUGAACCACCUCGUCAAGGAUGGGGGCGUCAAGGGCGUCGGCGGCUUCUCCAUGGUAGCCGGUAAGUUGAAGAGAAAGCGCGGCGAUGGCGACGACGAGAAGCCCCAACGCGCGCUCGAAGGCAUUGCCAUUAUUUCGAACCGCUGUGACGACCUUGAAGACGUGCCGUGGAUCGCCGAGAAGCGUGGCGAGGUAUAUGGCCUCAGCAACACUGGCUACGACGACCCCAAACCGUGGCCCAAGGUCGAAAACGGAAAGCGCCUCGUCAAGGAGACCAUCCAGAAGGCCGUAGCCGAGGGCCUGGGCGAAAACGCACUCGCCGAGCGCCUUUUCGAGGUGCUCGACACCGACUCGUUGCCCAAGCACCCCGACAUGAGCCUGGCGGACUACAUCAAGGAGCUGAAGCAGUCCAUCUUUGUUCCCGCGCUGGGUGAUGAUGCCCAUCGCAAGGCCAUGGAGGAGGCCGUUUCAAGGGGGCCGGGCCAUUGGGCAACCGACGACCAGAAGGCCGCCGAGGGUCUACAGUUGGGCGAACGACCGGAUCCGCCGGCGCAGGCCAGUAUGGGCUUCGAGGUGGGCUUGUACGGCACGCAGCGUCAGACCGUCAUCAUGGUCGAUUGGGACGGGAAUGUUACGUAUCGCGAACGAGCGCUGUGGGACGGCAACGGAAACCCGAUCGAGAGGGGCCAGGGCGAUGAGGUGUUUAAGUUCAAGAUCGAGGGAUGGGAGAGCUGA